UUGGCGGAGCGGGGCGGGCCCGGACGUGAGGCGGCGGCGGACGGGGCGGUGAUUGGCGGAGCGGGGCGGGCCGGGCCCGGGCCGGCGCUGGGCCGGGGCGGGCUGGAGGCGCUGCAGCACACGGUGGGCUCGGUGCUGUCCAGCUACGGCUGGUACGUGCUGCUGGCCGCCGUCGCCGUGUACCUCCUCGUGCAGAAGGUGUCCCGCAGCCUGGCGGCGCGGCCGAGCGGCCGGCCCGGAGCGGCGGAGGCGGCGGAGGAGCCUGAUGUGGUGGUAAGAAGGCAGGAAGCUUUGGCAGCAGCUCGCCUCAGGAUGCAGGAGGAAUUGAAUGCACAAGCAGAAAAAUACAAAGAAAAGCAAAAACAGCUGGAGGAGGAGCGGCGGAGGCAGAAGAUCGCCAUGUGGGAGAGCAUGCAGGAAGGGAAGAGCUACAAAGGAAACCUCAAACUGAAUCAGCAAGAAGUAGAACCUGGUGCCUCGGCCUCAGCAGUCCCGAAAUCGAAACCGAACAAAAAGCCCUUGAGAGGAGGUGGCUAUAACCCCCUGUCUGGAGAAGGAGGAGGGACGUGCUCCUGGAGGCCCGGCCGGCGGGGCCCCUCAGCAGGUGGAUGAGGCUAACACCCCUAGUGUCCCCUGGCACUAGCAGGCUUGAUCCCACCCCCUGUCCCACUGCCUGCAGCUGGCCUGUCACAGUGUCACAGGCACUCCUUUGGGGCUGGCUUAGUGCACUUGUUAACUUCCAACAGUUUUUUGUUUGGUUGAUUUACGCCGUUCCCAAAUUGUAACGCAGUGGCUGAUCCUAAACCAGAAAAAUUGCUGAUCCUCUUGGAGAGGGCAGAGGGAGAAGCAAUUUCAGCACAAUCAGUUAGUUUUCACUCUUCUGUGGAGAGGGAGUGUAGUCUCCAGCCAAGGUGAAGUACCUGGGAUUGUGAGAUCUGGGCUUUCUGGCAAAUUUAGUUAUCUGUGCUCACUUUACCUCUGUAAGGUGAGGAUAUUUACCAUCCUCAGACAUUUCACCAGAUCUACCUUCCAGCUAAACACAGUCAUUUAGAGAAGAAGGAUGUUAUCAUUGGCAGACACCUUGAAUUCAGGCAGAGGGACUUCCAGAAAAAACACAGGUGAUCUGACAAACGCCACGGAUUUGCACCAAAGGCCAGUUACUGCAGAAGAGUCUCUGUGACAAGCCAGCUUGAAUGAUGUUUUCCUUAUAAAUGGUAAAAAAACCAGUGAGGAUUACUGAUGCUAGACAGCAGACAGGGGGGUUCUUGCUAUUCCUUUUUUUUUUCUUUUUUUUUUUUAUUUCAACUGCUUUGUAAAAACAAUACACUAUUACUAUUAAAUAUAAUUGCAAACAUCAUAAA
Pyrgilauda ruficollis (rufous-necked snowfinch) is the source of this 1361-nucleotide messenger RNA. RefSeq names its product selenoprotein S (gene SELENOS). Gene Ontology annotation, biological process: retrograde protein transport, ER to cytosol; endoplasmic reticulum unfolded protein response. The annotation marks the transcript as partial. Gene Ontology annotation, cellular component: endoplasmic reticulum membrane; Derlin-1 retrotranslocation complex; Derlin-1-VIMP complex. The record is from RefSeq and is a predicted model, not a curated record. NCBI's taxonomy places the organism in Eukaryota, Metazoa, Chordata, Aves, Passeriformes, Passeridae. The transcript has 6 exons.